AUGGCCGGCCAAAGUCAAGGGGACGCCCGCGCAGCAGGAGCGGCUGGCAAAAACCGGUGCAAGCGACGGGCGCCCACCAUUCUCGUUUUGCUUUCGUUUCUUCUGUACACGUUACCGGGCAGGGCCCCUCGGGAAGGGCCGACGCCGGUGGAGGCGGUGGCCGAAAAUGCGGUUGCGCGUCAGAAUAGAACCGCAACUCCUACCGCCUUGGCAAAGGAAACCCCUCCGGCGGGAGGUAGUGGUGAGGGACGGCAGAAAAAAGGCCGGCCUGCACAAACGCCGUUGACGGCUGCGUCCGCUUCAACGGGCUCGCAAGGCGACCAUGGGAGACCAGCGAAAACUGUCGAUGCCGUCGAGGGGAUUGUGAACGGCGACGAACCCGGAGGGGAGCCGCGGUCCGCCUGUUCUGUUGAGAGCGAGCGCGUCAUCACAGCUCGCGUGGAGACGCUGAAGGCGGAGACUGAAGCUGCGGUCGAUGAAGUGCAUCGAACAGAAGAGAAAAACCGAGAGAUGUUCGGUCGUCUCAAAGCGAAAAUGCACGCCAUGGAUGGCCGUCUCGAUGAACUUGGUGAGACCCAGGCUCGCCUCGAGGAGCGUCUGCACAACUCAGUUGCGGUGCUGGCCCAGGCCCGUGAAGAACAAGCGAAGCAAUUCACAGCCGAUGUGCAAGCGUACAUCGCCGAGUUGGGGCUGGAGAAGGCUGUCUUCCGGCAGCGUGAAAUAGCCGUUAAGCUGCAAAAUCUUUCGGAGUCAAACGAGAAGAAUAUCCAGGCUUUAGCUGCUCUUCUUCAACGCUUGGAUGGCGGGAAAGACAAAGCGAAGGAGUGGAUAUCAACAGUACUUGGCGACCUGGAGAAGUCGGUCGAGGCACGCACCCUCGCCACGCUCGAGCGUCUGCAGCGAGACGCGCAGGAGCAUACAAAAUUAAUGCAACAACAGCUGAAUGACAUGAAGCUGGACCAUUUGCUUCUGGUGCAAGCUGUGAACGGUGCGGAAAGCCAGCUGAACGACCGGGGGAUCGCCGGCGUGGACCUUUCCCAGCUUGCUGAGGGAGCAUCCUUCGAGACGAUGAGGAUGACAUUCCAAACGGUUCUCGAGGAAAAGUUCAAAGGAGAAAACUUGCUGCCGAUCUUCGUGGUGACACAGUGCCCCGACUCCAUGGAGAAUGUGACGUUUAUGAAUACAUACAUGUUGCCAUCGAGACGGAACUUCCACGUCCUGCUUCAAGCUUUGGGGCACACACCUGGUGCCUCUGCUGUAGUCAUCCGCAUCGAGUCGGUCAUGGUGGAGGCCUGGAUUGAGGUGGACGGGAAAGCGACUGCAUCGCAGUACCUUGCUCCUGCAGCUAACGAGCGACUGAGUGUGAGCACCAGAAAUCGUUUCGGCUUCGAGUUUGUCAAGCGCGUGAGAGAGCUUGGAGCAGAGGAUUUGACGGCUGACCUACGUGGACGCAAAGUUGUUGUUGCGUUCGUCGGGAAGCGGAAGGGGAGCAUCGUAGGGUUGCCGGUGACAGAUGUAACCGAGUUCAACAAGUUUCAGGCUCUGCGGACACUCGCAACUUUACAUCUCUCUCCAAUAAAAGAAACAAACAAUCUCUGGCAAACCAUGAAGACGGAGGUGGAGCUUGUCGCCACCUUCGCAGCCACGCCGCGAAUUGAAGUUGGCGAGGUUUCGCUACGCAUUCACCAGGGUUUCGCGCCAAUGCCUAAGCUUCCCCCAUCUCCCUUUUGCAGGAACGCGUUCACGUUCAUUCGGGUCGAGGUCGCAAGAUCUCCGCGGCGGAAGCAAGAGUACAUCUAUCCGAAGGCGUUGCUGCUGAAGAAGGUGUUCAAGUUACUUGUAUCUAACGACAACGCAAAGACUUCAGGCGGCGAUGGACGCUUUGCCAUCAUUAGGGCAAAAGCGAGCAACGCUGGUUGGCUGCAGUCUAAGUUGUAUGCGUCCACAGACCGAAUUACAGUCGAAAUCCAUCGUCCUGCCUCUGUAACAACACCUGGGAAGUUCUCGCGCGAGGAUGUCGCGGUUGGACGGAGUAGCCCUACUUUGGCCGCGGUUGUUGACAAGAUACGAAAAUCGAUGGUCGAGGUCGUUCUUCCCAGCAUAGGACCAGAAGAUGGCACUGCUCACAAGCACGUGCUCGUACAUAUUUGCGAAAUCGGCGUUACCUGCAACGAAUCUGGUCGUGGUAUGAGGGCCUGA
Messenger RNA from Neospora caninum, 2199 nucleotides. RefSeq lists its product as hypothetical. Bases 1 to 2199 code for a protein of 732 amino acids. NCBI's taxonomy places the organism in Eukaryota, Apicomplexa, Conoidasida, Eucoccidiorida, Sarcocystidae. The transcript has 8 exons. The record is from RefSeq and is a predicted model, not a curated record.